AUGACGACCAUGACUACAAGUUCCAAAGAAGAAGUUAUUCUUAAACCAUUAUUAGAGUAUUUAUUUUACAGUCGAAAUUCAUAUGAAUUAUUAGCACUUGAUGCUAAAAAUAAUAAUUCAGAUAUACGAGACUUAUUUGAUCGUUUAGCCACUAAACGUCAAACAAUGCUAAAUACAUUAUCAGAACAUAAUGUUGGUGUUGAAAACUUAGAAAAACAAGAAUUAAUUGAACAUAGUGGUGGUGAACGACCAGUUGAUAAUGAAUUACAACAAAUUUAUAAUAACAUUAAAGAUUCCUUUGCAUCAGGUAACACACAAACGAUUUCACAGGAAAUAAAACAGGAAAAAUUAUAUUUAAUUGAUAAAUACAAACAAAUUUUACAAAAUAAACAAUUGCAACAAUCGUCGUUACCGCAAAAACUUAAAGAUUUAUUAUUACAACAGUUAAAUGAAUUAGAAGAACUUAAUAGUGAUACUUGA
This is a messenger RNA of Didymodactylos carnosus, 480 nucleotides long. NCBI's taxonomy places the organism in Eukaryota, Metazoa, Rotifera, Eurotatoria, Philodinida, Philodinidae. The record is from the annotation of a GenBank genome assembly.